This is a messenger RNA of Culex quinquefasciatus (southern house mosquito), 2407 nucleotides long. It is a transcript of the gene dimm, whose product is annotated as protein dimmed. The record is from RefSeq and is a predicted model, not a curated record. NCBI's taxonomy places the organism in Eukaryota, Metazoa, Arthropoda, Insecta, Diptera, Culicidae. The coding region runs from base 959 to 2020 and encodes 353 amino acids. The transcript has 4 exons. Gene Ontology annotation, molecular function: protein dimerization activity.
CGCCUGUUGAGCACGUUUUCUCUUCGCGGUAGUCCUGACUGACCUUUUGGCCUGGUUAUCCCGCCGGUCGUUGAAGUUGAAGUUCUAGAUGUUUGAAUUUUUGUGCGACGGUUGAAGGUUAUUCUAAGGGGGGACAGUUCUACGGACCAGUGACCUUCUUUGGGGACAUUUUGUUAGUGUCCUAGAUUUAGUGGGAAGUUCAAGGAUUUGUGCGCGAAAAUUCCGCAUUUUGGUCACACUUGUUGAGUUUAGUGCUGUGCUUCUCCAGGAAAAAAGGACUCUCCAGAACCAAGAACCAAGGUUCAACAAGUGCAAGUGCUUUUGGUGCAGUUCGUCGCUCAAGUACAUCAACCCACCUGUUGUGUGUCCAAUCUCGACGAAGAAGAAACAAUCCUUGGCCGAACCAAGGACACGAAAUCUAAUUCAAUCCGCGCGUCGGGCAAAAGAAAACAAAAUCGAGUGAGACAGGUAAAAGAUAAUUCUUUGCCCCAAACCCACCAGUGUGAACAGUGAAGUGUUUUCCGUUUUUUUUUCCCGGGACCGGCGACAAUUGCCUCCAAGACUUGGAAGGUGGCGGUGGUGAAGCUUUUGCCAUUAAUAAAUUAGAUGGCUAAUUAGAUAACUUCUUCUGCAGAAAUAUAAUAAUAUAAAGAAAAUUUUACCACAAGGAUAAUUCAGGGUAAAAACUACGCAGAAGGGUCAUCCUGGGACGAUCCGGCUUCGUGGGAGACGCAGAAGAAGAAGAAGGAUAUGGAACACGUCGCCAACGAGGGCAGCAGAUUGAGGUCAACUUGGGCGUAAAUUAAGACAAGAGAGAGGAAUUCCAGGGGAGCUUUCAAGUGAACAGCUGAGGACCACACCACAAACUGCUACGGUGCAAAAGAAAAGAAGCAGUCCUGAGUCAGAAAUUGUGGCAACCUUUCUGUCCCACCACCACCAACACCACCUCUGGAAGAAGAUGAGGUCGGACCUGACGGACGACAGAAAUAUCCUGCAAAUUGCUGCCGCGGAAAUUGCAGAGUCCUCCGACACCAGCGGAUUCUUCGAAAUCACCAGCAAUGGCUCCAACGGUCACAAUGGACACCGGUCGGAUGAUUUGCUGCAGCUAGAUAAUACCGACUAUUUGAACAACCCCCGGACGACCUCCAGACCGAAGCGAUCGUCUAGACGGCUUCAGACGGAGUCCGCGCUAGAUCCGGACAUGACGGAUUCGAGCUCACAGAGUGACGACACCAGCUGUGGCAGCAGUCGCAACGGGAGCAGCCGCGUUGGCAGCAGCAACGGCCGGAGUGCGUCCUCACACCAUCACCACCAGAGCGCGUCGGCCGCGGCCCGGCGCCGGAAAGGGGUCCUGAACGCGAAGGAGCGCAACAUGCGGCGGCUCGAGUCCAACGAGCGGGAACGCAUGCGGAUGCACAGCCUCAACGAUGCGUUUCAGUCCCUCCGAGAAGUCAUCCCGCACGUCAAGAAGGAGCGCCGACUGUCCAAGAUAGAAACGCUCACGUUGGCCAAGAACUACAUCACGGCCCUGACCGAUGUCAUCAUCGUGAUGCGGGGCGAGGGGGAACCGACGGCCACGACGCAAAUGCAGACCAAUUGCAUCCUGAAGGCGGCGGAAGCUGAUCCCCGACAUCAACAACAACAACAACAACAGCAGCAUAAUCAUCACCCACAGCAUCCCGAUCAGAUUUCGUCCAAUAUCUCCGCCGUGGCACUGGAUGGAUUGAACAGUGCCACCAUCAGCCAACUCAUACCGAACAUUCCGAACCUUCAUCAUCCGGGGCUUACCAACGGAAGCAGUGGCCUCCCCCACCCUAACCACCAGCAGCAUCACCACAACAACAACAACCUCACGAUUGCCAACUUUAACUCCAGCGUCAGCAGCAGCAGCAACACCAACAAUAAUAAUUCCAGUGCAGCCAACAUCACCAACAGCAACACCAACAACAACAACAAUGGUAGCGCAAGUAGUAUAGACAUUGAAAACAGCUUCUACGAGGAUCCAUUUCAAAUGAUGUAAUCCCCCACUUACCGCCCUCAACAACUAUCGAUGCAUUAACGGUGAUGCGAUCGUUUUUUUUUUAUUUUUCUGUGCAUUUUUCCUUUUUUUUUAUUUUUGCACCGGUGCUGUUAUUCUAGGGAAAAGCUUCCCGUAUCAGAGAACACGGAGAAGCAGGGUUACCAAUCGGUUUAGUUCUUAUUCAAGGAUUUAUUCAUUUGAUUUAUUUAACUGUUAUGUUGUUUAUUUCAAACAAAAUUAAAUAAAUUCUGUCUCUUGUAUCGUUGUACGAAAAAUAGAUUUUUCGGAGCAAUUUGAAGGGGGGAGAGGCGACACAAACUGUGAACAAUAUUUGCAACGGUUUAAUUAAAAAUCAGCAUUUUUUUCCAUGCACCAUUUUUUUCUAAA